AUGGCCUCCCCCGACCUGCUCUUCAAUCUGCGGAACCUCUUCUACCUGGGCGCCUACCAGGCAGCCAUUAACAACAUCGACAUCCCAGGCCUCGACGCCGCCGCCGCCGCUGAGCGCGACGCCAUCGUCUUCCGCUCCUACAUCGCCCUCGGCUCCUACCAGGUGCGAACACAUCCGGCGUCAGGCGCCUCAGCCGCUACCUCGCUGCAGGUCGUGAAGCUGCUAGCUCUGUACCUCACUGGAGACAAGCGUAGGUAUGUCAUGAAGAAGAUCAACAUCUCCAAGCAGAACGACAAGUUCCAGCAGACCGCUUACCAAGAGGUAACGCAUGUGCUCCUAACACACGAAGACAAGAAGACUCUUCUAGAGCGGUACACCGCGUUUUCUAAACCUUCCGUAGGCGUCAAGGUGGCAAAGUAUCCCAGGUGCAGCCAUCCAGAGCUUGUGAUGGGUCUCAGGGAGCACACUGACGCUGGGGGGAUCAUACUUCUAUUUCAAGAUGAACUGAUCCCAGGUCUGGAGUUUCUAAAAGACGGUAGGUGGAUGGCAGUACCUCCAACACAAGGCAACAGGAUCUUUGUAAACCUUGGAGAUCAGAUUGAAGUGAUAACCAAUGGAACCUACAAGAGCAUAUGCCACCGGGUCCUUCCCAACAAGAACGGGAGCCGCCUAUCCAUUGCAACAUUCUAUAACCCUGGUGCCGACGCCAUAAUCUGCCCAGCUUCAAAGCGCACAUAUCCUAGCCAAUAUCGUUUCCAAGACUACCUUGAUUUCUAUUCUACUACCAAGUUUACUGAUAAGGUAUUUAGGUUCCAGACUACAAAGGCAAUAUUGAAGUGAAUAAUCACAGC
Molecule: messenger RNA, 851 nt
Organism: Zea mays
Lineage: Eukaryota; Viridiplantae; Streptophyta; Magnoliopsida; Poales; Poaceae
Product: 1-aminocyclopropane-1-carboxylate oxidase 1
Exons: 3
Coding region: 1-840 (279 amino acids)
Source: RefSeq, a predicted model, not a curated record